AUGACGGAAGAAGAACGUCAAUAUUUGAAGCAAAGAUGUGGGGGUUCCUGGAAAUUGGUCCUGAGGUUUUUGCUGGCUGGAGAAGCAUGUUCCAGGAGGGAGAAGUCACAAGCAAUAGCAGGUCCAGGUCACAGUAUUGCCGUGACUUCGAAGGGAGUUGUUUAUUCAUUUGGAUCUAACAGCUCGGGACAGCUGGGACAUGGCACUACAGAAGAAGAGUGGCGACCUCACCAAAUCAGAUCUCUGCAAGGCAUUCGUAUUAUUCAAGCAGCUGCUGGGGCUGGUCGAACAAUGCUGAUUAGCGAUGGUGGGCAGGUAUACGCCUUUGGAAAGGACUCAUUUGGGGAAGUCGAGUAUGGGGUUCAGGGAAGUAAACUGGUAACUACCCCACAGCUGGUCGAGUCAUUGAAGAACAUAGAUGUGGUGCAAGCUGCAAUUGGGAAUUUCUUUACAGCCGUAUUAUCAAGAGAAGGAAGGGUUUAUACAUUUUCUUGGGGGAAUGAGAGCAAACUUGGUCACCAUACAGAGCCAAAUGAUUUGGAGCCCUAUCCUUUGUUGGGAGCACUAGAGGAUAUACCCGUGGUACAAAUUGCAGCUGGAUACUGCUACCUUCUUGCUUUGGCUUGUCAACCUAGUGGCAUGUCAGUAUACUCAGUUGGGUGUGGCUUGGGUGGGAAGCUUGGACACGGUACAAAAACCGAUGAGAAGUACCCAAGGUUAAUUGAACAGUUUCAAACUUUGAAUCUUCAGCCUGUAGUGGUUGCAGCUGGUGCUUGGCAUGCUGCAGUGGUUGGAAAGGAUGGAAGGGUUUGCACAUGGGGUUGGGGGCGUUAUGGGUGCUUGGGUCAUGGGAAUGAAGAUUGUGAAUCAGUUCCUAAGGUGGUUGAAGCAUUGAGCAAUGUAAAAGCUGUUCAUGUUGCUACAGGGGAUUAUACGACGUUUGUGGUUUCUGACGAUGGGGAUGUUUAUUCAUUUGGGUGCGGAGAAUCAUCUAGUCUUGGACAUAAUACUGCAGCUGCUGAUGAACAGGGGAAUAGGCACACAAACGUUCUCAGCCCCGAGAUUGUAACAUCACUGAAACAGGUGAAUGAGAGGGUGGUACAAGUAAGCCUCACAAAUUCCAUAUACUGGAAUGCCCACACUUUCGCACUCACUGCAUCUGGUAAGCUGUAUGCAUUUGGAGCGGGAGACAAAGGACAACUGGGCGUUGAGCUUGCUGCCAAUCAGACUGAAAGGGCAAACCCCGAGCGCGUGGACAUUGAUCUCAGUUAG
Ilex paraguariensis (yerba mate) is the source of this 1272-nucleotide messenger RNA. NCBI's taxonomy places the organism in Eukaryota, Viridiplantae, Streptophyta, Magnoliopsida, Aquifoliales, Aquifoliaceae. The record is from the annotation of a GenBank genome assembly.